Molecule: messenger RNA, 999 nt
Organism: Parascedosporium putredinis
Lineage: Eukaryota; Fungi; Ascomycota; Sordariomycetes; Microascales; Microascaceae
Source: the annotation of a GenBank genome assembly
AUGGCGACGUCGAAGCGAUCAUCCGGGAGAAAGGCGUCACCGCAUGACGAUGAGUCGCCAGAGUCACCCCUUUCGUCGGUUGCGGCCUCUUCCGAUGCUUCGGACGACGAGGCUGUAGAGGAUGCCGAGGAGACUGAAUCGCGACCCUCGAAGCGGCAAAAGUUUACCGAAGGCGCUGCCACGCCAACCACCAUUGCCGCACCGGACCUCGAGGUUGAGGCUGCGCCUGAGCUUGAUGGCAUGUCGGACGUGUCCGAGGAUACGGAUGGGGACGUCCCUAGCUCGCCGACCAACGCCCGCUACGAAGAGGAAGACUUCCAGGAGCAGGUGUCGGCUUGCGCGUGGGAUGGUUGCGAUGCCGGGGAUUUAGACAACAUGGAUAAUCUCGUCGAGCAUAUCCAUAACGAGCACAUUGAGAGCCGGCAGAAGAAAUACACCUGCGAGUGGGUUGGUUGCUCUCGCAAGAGCAUGGCGCAUGCGAGUGGCUAUGCGCUGAAAGCACACAUGCGUAGCCACACGCGAGAGAAGCCGUUUUAUUGCUAUCUCCCAGAGUGUGAUCGCGCAUUCACUAGGUCCGAUGCCCUUGCGAAACACAUGCGCACCGUUCACGAGACCGAAGCUCUGCGGCCUUCCGACCCGAUACCCAAGUCACAGCAUAGCGGGAGCGGCGGAAAGUCGUCCAAGCUCAAAAUCAUCCUCAAGACACAACAGUCGCACGCCACCGGGCAGGAUGAUUCCGUUGACGAGGCUGGUGAUGGGAACGAUAGCGAGAAGGAGCUGUUCACCACCCUCCAUGAAGACUUGUUCUCGGAGAAGGAGCUCAGCUACCCCUCAAGGAGCUCCAUGCGCGAUGCAGGGGAAAUGGACUGGCACGAGCGGCGCGCGGCGAUCAAAUCCGGUGCUGUCAAGAUUCAACUUGCCGAAGUCGCUGCCGAGGAUAAACCCCACGCCAAUGGUGCCACCAACGGCGAUGCCAUGGCAGUUGUCGAUGAGGAGUAG